AUGGGUGCUUUAACAUUGGGUGGAAGCGGUGACGAGUGGAAUUAUAUUCGGGAGCUGAGCAAUGUUACUAUGAAUAGAUGUGAUGAAGAUGGUAAUCAAGAAGGCAGUGGGCAAGUCCCAGUACCUUUAACGACAUGCGAUCUCAACACAGCUUCCACUCCUACUACAGUUUCAUCCGCAGUUUCGCUUCAGUUUCUUUCAACACCCAGUGCUGUAAUGGAUGAGCCAAAGGAAAGCGGUCACUGUCAUGUUUGCAAUAAAAUGCAACCAUAUUCUGCUUUCGUUAUGCUGCCAUGUAAACACGGAUUCUGCAAUCAAUGUACAUCAAUUAUCAGUCAAACCCAACUGUGUCCGUUGUGCUUGAGUAGUGCAGCAGUUGGAGGACUUCAGUCUUCGUUAAGUAGCAUCACUGCCAGUCCAAGUCCGCUUUUUCCAGGAACUUCAUCACAUUCCGGAGAUGUUACUGCCACAAAUCUUUCGCUCGAUUCUUCUUUCUCAAUAUGGGAUCCUCUUUCACCGAAAUCGCUUAUCAAGCACGAAUUACAACGCUCAAUGGUACAGACAUCUGUUCAGCAACGGACUAAAUUGUUUCAUUCUUCACAACAGUUGUCAGACACUUCGGCAACACAUUCGCUGCUUGAUCCAUCUUUACUGGCCUUCCAAAGUGGUGCUGCAGCUGCUGCAGGAUUAUUUUCACUACCUCCCCAACCACUUACUACUACCUCAACAAUAAAUUGGCAUACCGUUCCAAGUGCUGAAAUCCAGCAGACGUUCAGUGAUAAUGCGGUAGCAACUGUACGUUGCAUGCAAUGUGAUGAGACGUUGUGUAAUGAAUGCGUUGUUGCACAUUAUCGCAUGCGAGUUACUCGUGAACACAAAGUGGUGCGUAUUGAGGCUUUCAAAGGAUUGCCGCUAUCUCAAUUGUAUACGACAAGAGAACCAAUUAAAUUCGAAAAUUUACUUGAAACAGAAACAUGCAACACUCAUGAUUCACCGGUAAUUUGUACUUGUAUAACAUGUGGAAGUGCAUCACUUUGCAAUAUAUGCAUUACGGAUCACUCGAAACACCAACUUGUACCUUACGGCGAACUGAGAACAUCGUUGCUGACGUUGAUUGCGAGCUCAAAGCAUGACCAAAAAAAUCUAGAAGAUGCGUUGGAAACUGUACGUCGAAUGUUAGAAAGGGUGGAUGCUUCUGUACAGUCAGCUAUUCGUGAACUACGAUCAGCGAUACACUUACAUAUCAGUGCGCUGGAAGAAAGAAAGCGCGAUUUAUUGCAGCGCGUUGAUACCAUUCGCCAGACUAAAAUCAGCACAUUGAAAGCCCAGGGAGAACGACUCGGACAGCGUCAUACAGUUUUAACUGAAGCUCUGAAAGCAGCAGAAAUUGUAACAGCAGUCGGUGAAGGAAUGGAAAUCCAACAACGCAGUUCAUUUGAUGCACUGCUUAGUAUUUUGCGGGAACCAUGUUUGUAUCUUGUACCAAAUGAAACUGACUUGAUCAAAUUUAUACCACCCGACAAUACUUUUAUUUCAAAAUUGCGUUCUUUGGGAGAGCUAGAAAGCGGUGCUUGCGCACGAACAACACACAUUAUUGGUGAAGGAUAUAAGCGUGCCAUUCGUGAUCGGCUCUGUACCAUUUUAGUACAAACUCGUGACGCCUGCGGCGAUGCUUGUACAUCAACAAGCCAUCAGGUGUCUGCUUCGUUGCUUAGCCCCGAGGGUCGUGCCCUAGACAUACGCAUUGCUGAACAAGAUGGAGGUAUUUACUCGUUGACUUAUUUUCCAAUCGAUGAAGGCAAUCACUUUUUGGAUAUCAAAAUUCGAGGUGUUUCUAUUUGUGGGUGUCCCACGGUAAUCUAUGCACGAAAAGGUCGGAAUUAUGGAACAAUUGCUCGGACAGGACCAUUAUUCUCGUUCGGUUCAGAAGGUAGUGCUGAUGGACAAUUUUGUCGACCAUGGGGAAUUUGUUGCGAUAAUAAAGGGCGCAUUAUUGUAGCAGACAGAAGCAACAACCGUGUACAGAUUUUCGAUAAGGAAGGUAACUUCUUGCACAAGUUUGGUUCUCCAGGAACUCGUCCAGGACAGUUCGAUCGCCCAGCAGGCAUUACCAACGAAAUAGUUGUGGCCGAUAAGGAUAAUCAUCGUGUGCAAGUGUUCAGUGAACGUGGAGAUUUUCUGCUGAAAUUUGGUGAACGUGGCCGAACUCCUGGUCUUUUCAAUUAUCCAUGGGGAGUCGCAGUAAAUUCAUUUAAUCAGAUUGCGGUUUCGGAUACUAGAAAUCAUCGUGUUCAGAUGUUUUCGCCGCAAGGGCAUUUUAUUCGUAAAUUUGGUUUUGACAAUUCACUCUAUAACUACAAGAAUCUGGAUUCACCUCGCGGCGUUUGCUUUUUACAUGAUGGCCAGCUGGUUAUUACUGAUUUCAAUAAUCAUCGCCUUGUGGUGAUGUCAUCGCGUGGUACAGUUGAUAUGAAAAUGUAUGGCAGCGAAGGUGAUAAUGAAGGUUCGUUUUGUCGCCCCCAGGGAAUAACAACGGAUAAUGAAGAACAUAUUCUCGUCUGCGAUUCACGUAAUAAUAGAAUUCAGGUGUUAAGCUUGGAUGGAAUGCAGUGCGUUGCAUCAUUUGGUGGUGUAGUACCAGGACUUCCAGGUGACACUGGUAGUAGAGCAGACGGAGAAAGUGCUAUAACACCACUAGCCAAUAUGUCCGCAGCACACACUACUGUAAAAACAUCUUCAUCUCCUCAGCUGUCCACAUCUACAAACGCCUCGCAACUUUCAUCACUUGAUCGUCCUACCGACUUAUGCGUUUCACCUGAUGGCUUAAUUUAUGUUGUAGAUUUCGGUAGCAGCUGUAUUCGUGUCUACUAG
Molecule: messenger RNA, 2871 nt
Organism: Loa loa (African eye worm)
Lineage: Eukaryota; Metazoa; Nematoda; Chromadorea; Rhabditida; Onchocercidae
Product: B-box zinc finger family protein
Exons: 17
Coding region: 1-2871 (956 amino acids)
Biological process (GO): proteasome-mediated ubiquitin-dependent protein catabolic process; protein polyubiquitination
Molecular function (GO): protein binding; ubiquitin protein ligase activity; zinc ion binding
Source: RefSeq, a predicted model, not a curated record